Molecule: messenger RNA, 1556 nt
Organism: Gasterosteus aculeatus aculeatus (three-spined stickleback)
Lineage: Eukaryota; Metazoa; Chordata; Actinopteri; Perciformes; Gasterosteidae
Gene: lrrc3ca
Product: leucine rich repeat containing 3Ca
Cellular component (GO): plasma membrane
Molecular function (GO): protein binding
Source: RefSeq, a predicted model, not a curated record
UCUUCCCCCGCUCCACACCCAGCGGGAAAGCUCUCCGGGGUUUUGUGGUUAAACUUCUCUUUUCAGACGGUCACAUCGAGGAUCAGACGUCCCUCACGUCCUCCCCCCCCCCCCCCACCGCACUUCUGUUAUUUAUUUUUUUCUUUCGGUUGCGUGGAAACUAGAUGCCGCACCGCGAGGAGCGCCGCGCUGAGGGCGCAUCCCCACCGGCGCGUCCCGGCUCUCCGGCACAAGUCUAAGAACCCGAAUGGAGGCUGGAGACGGAAAUCGCGAUCCGAUCCGCGGGAGCGUUCCACCUCCGGAGGCGCGCGUCAUGAGGAGGGCAGCGAACGGGACACUGAAAAGCUACUGGGGAGGUUGAUGAGGACUUCGCCCGGCCCCCCCGCAUCCAGGUGGUCCUUCCUCGAGCAUGCACGUAUCCCACAAUGCCCCUUCUUUCAGACUGGUUACUGCGCCACCUGGUGGUCAUGUGUUUGCUGCUGCACAGCCUGGUGCUCGUGACCUUUUGCUUCCACGAUGCUGCUACCGGCUGCUCCGACGGCUGCUACUGCUCUGAGAGCGGCAGCGGCGGGAAGACGGUGCGCUGCAGCAAUCUGCAGCUCACGGAGAUCCCCCAGGAUAUUCCCAACGACACGCGACACGUGUACCUGGACUUCAACCUCUUCACCGCGGUCCCAGCGAAUGCUUUCGCAGAUUUGCCCUACCUGGUCGAACUGGAUCUAUCGCACAACGAAAUAAGCCGGUUGGAGCCAGGGGCGUUCAGGGGCCUGGGCUCCACGCUACAGUUCCUAGACAUCUCUUCGAACAAGUUAGUCAACUUUGACCCUGAGGCCUUCGAGGGCCUGCGGGCUCGCGCCAACCUCACGAACAACCCGUGGCAUUGUGACUGCAACUUGCAGAUGGCCAUGCCCCGCGUGGACCUGGAGCCGGCGUCGCUGACGGGCAUCGUGUGCCAGACUUCGGAACCGGAGCAAAUAGGAGUUCAGGGACUCGCCUUCCUGUUGGCACCGGACAUAGACCUGUGUGUGGUGAUGAAGAGGACUACAGAUGUGGCCAUGCUGGUCGUCAUGUUCGGCUGGUUCAGCAUGGUCAUCUCCUACCUGGUCUACUACGUCAGGGCUAAUACAGAGGACGCCCGCAGACACCUGGAGUAUCUCAAGUCGUUACCCGGCAUACAGGGCAAGUCAGAGGAGUCCUCCACCAUUAGUACGGUGGUGUAGGGCGGACGGCGGUGUACGUGGGACCGUCAGGACCGUCAAGCCUGCGCCAAAUAGGAUGGAGCCACAACCCACAACUACGGUCAUCAUCCCUCUCAGACGGUUUCGCUCUAUUGUUGCCAAGGUGGGCCAUAGGACACGUGCAUCUGCACUAGAAAACCGGGCCGAUGCAACCGAUGAAUAAUUGACGUUUCAGCGACCCAUUAGGAGGUUUUGUUGGCUCGGUUGAUGGUCUGGUCUGUGCGCUGAGGGAGUGAAAGCAGCAGCAUGUUUUGGGAUACAAAUGGGAUUCGUUCAGUGGUGCGUGCGUCUACGGGAGAUUCAUAUGGCUCACGCGGA